Solea senegalensis (Senegalese sole) is the source of this 3475-nucleotide messenger RNA. Its product is annotated as N-acetyllactosaminide beta-1,3-N-acetylglucosaminyltransferase 3-like. NCBI's taxonomy places the organism in Eukaryota, Metazoa, Chordata, Actinopteri, Pleuronectiformes, Soleidae. The record is from RefSeq and is a predicted model, not a curated record. The transcript is spliced from 2 exons. Gene Ontology annotation, cellular component: membrane. The coding region runs from base 24 to 1403 and encodes 459 amino acids. Gene Ontology annotation, molecular function: hexosyltransferase activity.
GACCAGGAUCAAGCCACUGGAGCAUGAAACGCACACUAGUGGGAGCAGAGACACUGGCAGUGUGGGUCCCCACGGGUACAUUCGUAGCUGUGGCUAUGACAGCACAAACAGGCUCCGCCCAGCAGCAGCAUUAUCUUCAUUACUGCAUUAUCUUCCCUCACAGCAGCUCUGAGACAUGCCCACUGAAUUUAUUAAUCAUUUCUGUAGCUUCAGGAACAUACACAGGAAUACGGAGCUGCCGCUUUCAAAGAGAUUCAAGGAUGAAGAGAAUCAGAUGUAGAACUUUCUGGCUGGCAGUCGGUCUUGGUGUGUUGGUCCUCAGUCUCUGUAGGAAUUAUAGUGACCAAAUAAAAAACCUUCACAAAUGGGAAAACAUAAACAAACGCAUUUAUAAUGAUGAGAGACAAGAGGACAGUCAAAUUAGACAAGAACCCCCAACCCAUUAUGUCUUCCCCUGGCCAAAUUGUCAAGAAAAUACAUCUGCUGCGAACGUCACAGAUUUCAGCUCUCUUCCUGGUCAUAUAAAAGACUUUCUGCACUAUGGACACUGUCGGCAUUUCCCCAUGCUACUGGAUGUUCCAGACAAAUGUGGAGGAGCGAAUAAAUCUGCAGAUGUCUUCCUCCUUCUGGUCAUUAAGAGCUCCCCCGGAAACUACGAACGCAGAGAGGUACUGCGCAAAACCUGGGCUAAAGAGAGGCUACACAAUGGUAAGAAGAUUCACAGGGUCUUCAUCUCAGGAACAACUGAUACUGGUUUUGAAAAACUGAGACAGAACAAACUACUUGAAAUGGAGCAUCGUGAGUACAAUGACAUUCUCCAAUGGGACUUUGUGGACACAUUCUUCAAUCUCACACUGAAGCAGAUACUCUUCCUCGAAUGGAUGGAGAGGAACUGUCCAAAUGCUCGCUUCUUGCUGAACGGUGAUGAUGAUGUAUUUGCCAACACAGACAACAUGGUGGAGUAUCUCCAAAGCUUUAAGGACAAUGAUGGAAGCAAACACCUCUUUGCUGGCCAUUUGAUACAGAAUGUUGGACCCAUCAGAAACCCACAUAGCAAAUAUUUUAUCCCGGUUCAAGUGCAAGAGUCAAAUUCAUACCCCCCUUAUUGUGGUGGUGGGGGCUUCCUCCUGUCUGGCUAUACAGCUAUGGUCAUAUACAAGAUGUCUCAGUCCAUUCCCAUUCUUCCCAUUGAUGAUGUUUACAUGGGGAUGUGCCUGGCCAAAGCAGGACUUAAGCCUUUUUACCAUAUGGGUGUGAAGACUGCCGGAAUGAAUAUUCCCUCCAAAAAAGUGGAUAAAUAUGACCCUUGUUAUUAUAAAGACAUGUUAUUGGUGCACAGAUUCCUUCCAGGUGGCAUAUUUCUUAUGUGGCAAAGAAUACAUGACUCCAAACUGAAAUGUUAAUAUUUCAGUGUUUAGGAGCAUGAGGUGGCAGUAUGCUGCACACAGUUCAUCAACUCUCGGGUUGGUAUCAGGUCAGAGGCGCAUAGCAAUUUAACAUGACAUGCACUAAGAUUGUGUGCAAGUUGCACCUGACAAGAUAAAGUUCAUCAUUCUAAUAAUAAAUCCAGCCUAAAUAUUUCUUUCUUUAUGCAAGCUAAGUUAUGUUUAAAUUAUGAAAUUAUUGUCUGAAUUCAAUUCAUAUUUAGUUGACAAUGACACCUUUUUGACACCAGUUUACAACCAAAAGGGUUAGGGUUGCUUAGGAUAGUUUAAGGAACCAAACAAAUAUUCAUUUGCAUGCAGCAAGCUGAAGCUGAAAGAAAAGAAUUUGCAGGCAACAAAAAAACUAACCCCACCAAAAAACAAAAAACUCAACACAGGCCUAUGGAAACGCCAGGCAAUGUUAAGAGAGGAACCAACAAAGAGGAGCACAGAGACUAAUUACUCAAGGGAACAUUAUAUAAUUGGGCACAAGUGAAAAACAUCCAGGCAGGGCAGACAGUCACAUAAGUGAUGAUCAGAAGUAAAAAUUAGCAACAGACAUGCGAUAAGAAACAACAAAUCAACAGGAGAGAGCAGGAUAUAUAAAGAUCAACAUAGUAAUUUCUUUUGCUUUAGCUCAGUGAUUUAUAUUCAGUGGUUUUAUGGUAAGUUAAGUAAGUUAAGUAAGACUUGGGCAAAUGUUCUGUACGUAUACUCAACAAAAAUAUAAACAACGCAUUUAUUGCCCCAAUUUUCCAUGAAUAGACGCAAAAUAUGCAAACUAAAGAUUAAUUUCUCUUAGAUUUGUGUGACAAAUGUGUUAGAUUCUGUAUUAAUGUGCAAUACAGUCAUCCAUCCACCUGACAAGUGAUUCAUAUAAAGAUGCUGAUGGAAGAGUGUGGUUAUUGUUCAUGUGAGCCUUGGACUGGUCACAAUAACAGGCCACACUAAAAUGUGCAACACCUUUAUUAGACACUGAACGAGUGUCUUAGAAGUGUCACUCUUACGACUGGCUCUCGGUGGCAACAAAACAUGUGUAAGGCACACGUGAUGUGAAAUAAGAUGAGUGUUGAUACAAGUUAAACGUGCAAUGAAGUGUGGAAGUGAGUGUCAGUGUCUGGUGUGACUGCACUGUUGAUCAUGUUACUGAUUGUGGCCUGUGGAAUAUUGGUCCAUAUUGGAGAAAUAAGCCUUUUGUUUGCAUGCUGGAAAUCUUACACCUUUUCCUUGAUUUCAUAGAAAAUGGUAGCAAAAACAAAAGUGUUGCAUCUAUAUUUGUUGUGUGUCAGUGUAAAUCUGUACGGACUUUUUUUAAAUAAUGCAUUGUGUGUAUUACAUGAUUAUAUCAUUUUUGUCAGCUUGACUCCUAAUUGAAUAUUGUUUCAAAAAACACCAAUGACCAAAUUUCAGUUUGCUUACUGACUCUCACUUUUUUUUAAUUAUUAUUUUAAAAUUAGGGACAGCACACAUAAAUGAACAUCCAUGUGUAAAUGUGCCAAAUAUUAUAUAUAAAUUAUUAUAAAUUAUAUCAUAUGUAUAUACUGUACAUAUAUAUAUGUAUAUACAUAUACAUAAUCUGGUCAUACAUGAAUGUAAACUACAGCGUGACUGGUGGGUGGAGGAUAACAAAGACAAGGUGGUGAAGUUAGUUGUAGAGUUAAAACUUUGACUUGUGCAGGGAUAUUAGAACGCCAUGCACACAGGCUUACAAAAAACAAUUCCUCAGGGUUUAGUAAGACAGAUGCUGUCUUAUUCUUUUGUCUGUUAUUUUAUUUUAUUUACUCUAAUAUUCUUUUGUCUCGACAUUCAGAUGAAGGCAUGAGAGGUAAUGUGUAGAUUUUUUUAUAUUUGAUAUGCAAAGUUCGAUUUUUAUACAAAUGUCUCAAACAGAACCACUAUUGAGAUGUUUUGCAGGAAUCAAAGCAUAUAUCAUCAGUUAUGUACAACAAUCACACAAUCAAAUAUCAAUCGUCAGUACUAUAGGCCAUGCUUUAAAAAAAAGUUGGUAUUUUUUCUUUUUCAAUGUCUACUGAAUAAACUUGUCUACAGUA